CGCGGACACCCGAAGCUGGUGCGUGCGGUGUUGAGCUCGUUCACCCGGCGCCUGCAGGGCUCGCCUGAGGAUGGUCUGGCAGCGUGGUGCAGCUGCCUCACUUGUGGUAUCAGAUGUUUGAACAUGGGGCUCACCAGGCAGUACCUACGCUAUGUUGCCAGUGCAGUCUUUGGCCUUAUUGGCAGCCAGAAGGGUAAUAUUGUCUUUGUGACACUUCGUGGUGAAAAAGGACGCUAUGUGGCAGUACCAGCCUGUGAACAUGUUUUCAUCUGGGACUUAAGGAAAGGAGAGAAGAUUCUCAUCCUGCAGGGGCUUAAACACGAAGUCACUUUCUUGUGCCCCUCCCCAGAUGGGCUGCACUUAGCUGUUGGUUAUGAGGAUGGGUCUAUCCGAAUCUUCAGUCUCCUGAGUGGGGAAGGAAAUGUGACCUUCAAUGGACACAAAGCAGCAAUCACUUCCUUGAAGUAUGAUCAGCUAGGAGGCAGGCUGGCAUCUGGGUCCAAGGACACAGAUAUUAUCGUGUGGGAUGUGAUCAAUGAAAGUGGCCUCUACCGUCUAAAGGGGCACAAGGACGCUGUUACACAAGCAUUGUUUCUACGAGACAAGAAUCUGCUAGUUACUAGUGGGAAAGAUACCAUGGUGAAAUGGUGGGACCUUGAUACCCAGCACUGCUUCAAAACAAUGGUUGGCCACCGAACUGAGGUAUGGGGUUUGGCUCUGGUGUCAGAAGAAAAGCGACUCAUCACUGGGGCUUCUGACAGUGAACUGAGGGCUUGGGACAUAGCUUACCUGCAAGAGAUGGAAGACCCAGAAGAACCAGAGCCCAAGAAAGUCAAAGGGUCUUCCCCUGGAAUACAGGACACACGUGAAGCAGAGGAUGGUACCCUUGAGAUGGAUGAAGCUCCUGAGGAUCGCAUCCUUACGUGUAGAAAAGCUGGUUCCAUAAUGCGGGAAGGAAGGGACAGAGUUGUGAACCUUGCAGUCGACAGGACAGGCAGGAUUCUUGCUUGCCAUGGGACUGAUUCUGUGCUAGAAGUGUUUCGUAUCCUUUCCAAGGAGGAAAUUCAGAAGAAAAUAGACAAGAAGAUGAAGAAAGCUAAAAAGAAAGCAAAAUUAAAUUCUUGCAAAGAGGAGGAGGAAGACCUUGAAGUCAAUGUUGAAAUGACUCUGCAAGAUGAAAUCCAACGGGUGACGAAUAUCAAAACUUCUGCCAAAAUCAAAUCCUUUGACUUGAUUCAUACUCCUCAAGGAGAGUUAAAGGCUGUCUUCCUGCUGCAGAACAACUUGGUGGAAUUAUAUUCACUGAAUCCAUCCAUGUCAACUCCUCAGACUGUCAGGACAAACAGAAUUACCAUCGGGGGUCAUCGCAGUGACGUGCGGACUUUGUCAUUCAGCUCAGACAAUAUCGCUGUCCUUUCAGCAGCAGCUGAUUCCAUUAAGAUAUGGAACAGGUCUACGCUGCAGUGUAUUCGCACGAUGACCUGCGAAUAUGCACUUUGCUCAUUCUUUGUACCUGGUGAUCGGCAGGUGGUCAUAGGAACAAAGACAGGAAAGCUGCAGCUUUAUGACUUGGCCUCAGGAAAUCUGCUGGAGACAAUAGAUGCACAUGAUGGAGCUUUAUGGUCCUUGUCUCUCUCUCCAGAUCAGCGUGGCUUUGUGACAGGUGGUGCAGAUAAAUCUGUCAAGUUCUGGGAUUUUGAGUUGGUGAAAGAUGAAAACAGUACCCAGAAGAGGCUUUCUGUGAAGCAAACCCGAACCUUGCAACUAGAUGAAGAAGUUCUGUGUGUCAGUUACUCUCCCAAUCAAAAGCUGUUGGCUGUGUCUUUGCUGGACUGUACUGUGAAAAUUUUCUAUGUUGAUACUUUAAAGUUUUUUCUCUCACUGUAUGGACACAAACUGCCUGUCAUAUGCAUGGACAUCUCUUAUGAUGGAGCACUGAUAGCAACUGGCUCUGCCGACAGGAACGUGAAGAUCUGGGGUCUGGACUUCGGGGACUGCCACAAGUCUCUGUUUGCACAUGAUGACAGUGUGAUGUACCUAAAGUUUGUACCCAAGUCUCACCUCUUCUUCACUGCUGGGAAAGACCAUAAGAUUAAGCAGUGGGAUGCAGACAAAUUUGAACACAUACAAACUCUGGAGGGGCAUCACCAGGAAAUAUGGUGCUUGGCUGUAAGCCCCAGUGGGGACUAUAUUGUAUCGUCGUCCCAUGACAAAUCUCUGAGACUUUGGGAGAGAACAAGGGAGCCUCUUAUUCUUGAGGAAGAAAGGGAGAUGCAAAGGGAAGCAGAAUAUGAGGAGAGUGUGGCCAAAGAAGACCAACCAGUAGUUCCGGGAGAGACUCAAGGUGACAAUUACUUUACUGGAAAGAAAACUAUUGAAACGGUCAAAGCAGCUGAGAGGAUCAUGGAGGCUAUUGAGCUGUACCGAGAAGAAACUGCAAAAAUGAGAGAACACAAAGCCAUUUGUAAAGCUGCAGGGAAAGAGGUUCCUCUUCCCAUCAACCCCAUCCUGAUGGCUUAUGGCAGUAUCUCUCCUUCAGCUUAUGUGUUGGAGAUUUUUAAAGGAAUCAAGUCAAGUGAGCUGGAAGAAUCUCUGCUUGUGCUGCCUUUCUCUUACAUCCCAGACAUUCUUAAGCUCUUUAAUGAAUUCAUCCAGCUGGGUUCUGAUGUUGAACUUCUAUGUAGGUGCCUCUUCUUUCUCCUCAGGAUUCACUUUGGCCAGAUCACUAGCAACGAAAUGCUUGUGCCAGUGAUUGAAAAAUUAAAGGAAACAACUAUUUCAAAAGUCAGCCAAGUCCGGGAUGUUAUCGGCUUCAACCUAGCAGGUCUUGAUUAUCUCAAGAGGGAAUGUGAGGCAAAAAGUGAAGUUAUGUUUUUUGCUGAUGCUACCAGCCACUUGGAAGAAAAGAAGAGGAAAAAGAAAAAGAGGGAGAAGCUGAUUUUAACAUUGACUUAGAACUGAAAUGUGGUGCCUUUUUCAACUUUUUCUUGAAAAGGACUUCCAAACUAAGCAGCAGUAGAGUUGGUGUAAUCUUUGAAAUAAAUAAGAGGUUAUCAUGUUGCAAAAGAAAGAUCCUAGGAUGUGUUUCCUAACUUUGCCUGAGGGAAUUCCAACAUAGCAGUAUGGGCUCCAUUUCUUGGCCUGAAACACAGACUAGUUUAAAAUCUGUGCUCUGAAUGGCAAGCCCUGCAGGAGUUGUUCCCUUCUAGCAGGAAGCAAAGAACUUUUUUAAAAUUAAGUAUUUGUUUCACUAGAGUUGAAAUUAACAUUUCAGAAGUUUUCCUUAUUUCUUUUAUGUCAGAAGAUUUGUUGGGUAAUUUGUUGCCUCUCUGUAUUAGGUUUUACUGCCUACUGAGACAAUCAGGUAUGUAACUGAUUGCCCUCUGCCCAUAAAUGCAGAGUCUUGGACUUACAGAACUGAAAGGGACCAUAAAAGUUAUCUAGAACAGCCUCUUUAAACUUAACCUCUUGUAGGUGGUUUUAUCUGUGUAUAAAAAGCUCCUAAUUAAUUGCUGUUUAUACUUCUCUAAGUAGUUGUUUCUAAUUAAAGAGUAGUCAAGUAGAGAUGCCUUGCUGUGCACUAAUCAAAGAGAAGGGGAACUUACCUCAGAUAAAGUGAAAUGUACAGUAAGUAACUGAGCUAUAUAGCUUUUGGUCAAAGUAUCUGAAACUCCUUACCUAAAGGUUUGAGGUUAACAGGUGAGUUUAAAAAAAAAUUCUAAGCCAAGCUAAUUUCUAGUCAUUAAGUCAGAAUUUAUUGGUUUAGCCAGAUAUUGGCUACAUACAAUCCUUUGUACUGAAACCAUUUAAUGAAUAAUCUCUUGCAAAUGAUGCAUUGUUACCUAUGGAAGCCUGUAAUGCCAUAAAGAGGAGGCUCAUGAAUGGUUUAUUAGGAGUAUACCAUCUAAGCUUAACUUAAA
Molecule: messenger RNA, 3920 nt
Organism: Balaenoptera ricei (Rice's whale)
Lineage: Eukaryota; Metazoa; Chordata; Mammalia; Artiodactyla; Balaenopteridae
Gene: WDR3
Product: WD repeat domain 3
Exons: 27
Coding region: 124-2955 (943 amino acids)
Biological process (GO): maturation of SSU-rRNA
Cellular component (GO): small-subunit processome; Pwp2p-containing subcomplex of 90S preribosome
Molecular function (GO): snoRNA binding; protein binding
Source: RefSeq, a predicted model, not a curated record